AUGUUUGGUAGUAAAUGUAAUAUUAUAAAAAGUGUACUUUUAUCAAGUACUCGUAAUAAUGGAUUGAAGAAUAAUUUUAGAUUAUUUUCAAGUGAAGCAACACUUGAUCAUAUUAAACUUGGUGAAAUUAAAGAUAUGAAAGAAUUUAUGAAAAUAAAGAAUGAGAAAAAUUUAGAAUUUACAAAUGAACAAUGGUUAUAUAUUUUAAAAACAAGAGGUGGUAUUGGUUUACCAAAUUAUAUGGGAUUAAAUGUUAAAGAUGUUGGUGAUGAAUCAGUUACAAUUGAAUUACCAAUUACAAAGAAUCACUUGGCAUCAAAUGGAUAUGUACAUGCAGGUAGCAUUAUAACAUUAGCUGAUACUUCUUGUGGAUAUGCAUGUUUUAAAAAAUUACCAAAAAAUUCAAUUGGUUUCACAACUAUAGAAUUAAAGUCAAAUUUUAUAGGAACUGCUAAAGAAGGUGAUCUAUUACAAUGUACUUCAACUUUAUUACAUGCUGGUAAAACUUCUCAAGUUUGGGAUGCUGUAGUCACACAUAAUAAUAGAAAAUUAGCUUUCUUUAGAUGCACUGAAAUCAUUUUAUAUCCACAACCACCAAAGAUAUCACAAUAA
Molecule: messenger RNA, 612 nt
Organism: Dictyostelium discoideum AX4
Lineage: Eukaryota; Evosea; Eumycetozoa; Dictyosteliales; Dictyosteliaceae
Product: phenylacetic acid degradation-related protein
Exons: 1
Coding region: 1-612 (203 amino acids)
Source: RefSeq, a predicted model, not a curated record